AUGUUAAGUUUUCUUUCCUAUUUUGCUCUGUCUGCAGUAACUAGGAAUGGAAAACGUGAUUUCUAUGAUAUUUUGCAUCUCAAACACGAUGCAACUACCAAUGAAAUUUACCUUUCUUAUAAAGAAUUAUCACAGAAAUAUCACCCAGAUAAAAAUAAAGGAAAUGAAGAAAUAUCCGUCUUAUAUACAAACGUAAAUGAUGCAUAUGCAACUCUGAAAGAUCCGCUUAAACGCAGAAUUUAUGAUUUAUAUGGUGAACAAGGUGUUCACAUAUAUGAGAGUCCAAAGAAAGAAUUAGACAUUAAUGGAAAUCCUAUUACAGAAGAAAAUGAUCUGCAAGCAGCUGUAAAACGUGUUGGAAAAACCAUUCGAUUACAAUUUCCUGUAGAUUUAAUCGAUUUUUACAAAGGACGCGAAUAUUCUAUUAAGUUAACGCGUAGAGGAAUGUGCAGAUGUCCAACUGAGGGAUUUUUCUGCGAAAAAUGUCGUGGACGUCCAACAACACGCGAAAACACAACACUUAGACUCUUUGUUGAAAGAGGAGCUAAAGAAGGCACAAUAGUUACCUAUAAGAACCAAGGAGAUACUUCAGAAGAAAACGCGCCAGGUAAUAUCGAAAUUAUGAUCACUAGCAAGAAGCAUCCAUUAUUUAGACGUGAUGGCUACGAUCUUCAUAUGAAUGUUAACGUCACACUUAAAGAAGCACUCCUUGGCUUCACAAGAGAAUUCGACCAUAUUGACGGAUCCAAACUUAUUGUUGAAUCCAAAGAUCUACUAAGAUGCGGCGAAGACUUCAGAAUUCCAAAGCGUGGACUCCCUGUUCAUAAUGAUAAUUUUGAAUACGGUGAUGUUGUUGUUCACACAAGAAUUUUGUGGCCAACAAAUCUUUCUGAUGCACAGAAAGAAGAAUUGGCUGCUGCAUUGAAACCAAACUAA
Trichomonas vaginalis G3 is the source of this 936-nucleotide messenger RNA. RefSeq names its product protein folding. The record is from RefSeq and is a predicted model, not a curated record. The transcript has a single exon. Gene Ontology annotation, molecular function: Hsp70 protein binding. Gene Ontology annotation, biological process: protein refolding. Gene Ontology annotation, cellular component: cytoplasm. Bases 1 to 936 code for a protein of 311 amino acids. NCBI's taxonomy places the organism in Eukaryota, Parabasalia, Trichomonadida, Trichomonadidae.